GAUUACAGAAAGAAAAGGUGUACUGUCUCUUUAAGAACGCGUACUGCUCCGUUUCGUAUUGAUCCAGCCACCAUUUUCCAGCGCGCUCAGCGGCGGCAGUGGCAGCGACGGCGGCAGCACACAGCCCUUACCUGGAGACACCAGGAGCGUGGGGCAGCCAUGGCAGCCAAUAUGUACCGGGUUGGAGAUUAUGUUUACUUUGAGAACUCCUCCAGUAACCCACUGCUCAUCAGGAGAAUAGAGGAGCUCAACAAGACGGCGAAUGGAAACGUGGAGGCCAAAGUGGUGUGCUUCUACAGACGCAGAGACAUCUCCGCUACACUUGUUGCCCUAGCAGACAAACAUGCGCGAGAGCUGGAGGAAGAAAUGGAGAAUUCUGAGAUGCUGGACCUGCCAGAGAAACAGAAGCACCAGCUGAGACACAGAGAGCUCUUCCUCUCCAGACAACUGGAGUCUCUGCCUGCUACACACAUCAGAGGAAAAUGCUGCGUGACUCUUCUCAAUGAAACGGAAACCCUGAAGUCCUACCUAGACCGAGAGGAUGCGUUCUUCUACUCUCUAGUGUACGACCCUCAGCAGAAAACACUCCUGGCUGAUAAAGGAGAGAUCAGAGUGGGGAAUAAGUACCAGGCAGAAAUCACCGACCUCCUGAACGAGGGAGAGGAGGAUGGCAGGGAGCUGGCCAAACUGGAGGAGAAAGUCUGGGAUCCCAACAGUCCUCUUACAGAGAAACAGAUCGACCAGUUUCUCGUAGUGGCUCGGUCUGUGGGUACGUUUGCGCGGGCUUUGGACUGCAGCAGUUCAGUUCGGCAGCCCAGUCUACACAUGAGCGCUGCAGCUGCCUCCAGAGACAUCACACUGUUCCACGCGAUGGACACUCUGCAUAAUAACGGCUAUGACAUGACGCGAGCGAUCGCUGCUCUGGUGCCUCAGGGUGGCCCUGUACUCUGUCGAGAUGAGAUGGAAGAAUGGAGCGCCUCGGAGGCCAACUUGUUCGAGGAGGCUCUGGAGAAAUAUGGCAAAGACUUUACUGAUAUCCAGCAGGAUUUUCUCCCUUGGAAAUCUCUGACCAGCAUAAUUGAGUAUUACUACAUGUGGAAAACCACAGACAGAUACGUUCAGCAGAAAAGGUUAAAAGCAGCAGAAGCAGAGAGCAAGCUCAAGCAGGUCUAUAUCCCUAACUACAACAAGCCCAAUCCAAACCAGCUGAGUGUGAACAGCGUGAAGCCAGGGCUGGUGAAUGGAGCUGGGGCAAUACCUGGGGCAAUACCUGGGGCAGUAAGUCAGCCAGCAGGACUGGGCCGUGCAUGCGAGAGUUGCUAUACCACCACCUCAUAUCAGUGGUACUCCUGGGGACCUGCGAACAUGCAGUGCAGACUGUGCGCCUCCUGCUGGACCUACUGGAAGAAGUACGGUGGCCUGAAGAUGCCCACGAGACUGGAUGGAGAACGGCCUGGACCCAAUCGUAACAACAUGAGUCCUCACGGUGGACCAGUGAGACACGGCGGGAGUCCGAAGUUUGCAGUGAAGACCAGACAAGCGUUCUACCUGCAGACCACUCAGCUAACGCGGACAGCAAGGCGUAUCUGCCAGGAUCUGUUUAAGUCCCGCUUUCUGGCCCGUCACCCCUACACACCUGUCAACACAGCAGCCAUCAAAGCCGAGUGUGCAGUACGGUUGCCAGACAUGACCAAAAAGCCCAUGUCUUCAAGGCAUGCCGCCCGGAAGCCUCUGGAGUCUGUGGUUAGAUAUCUGGAGGCCCACCCAUGCCCACCUAAAGCGGAGCCCCCAAGAGGAGCCUCCAUAUCCACAGGCAGCUUGACUCCCAUUAAGUCCUCCCCAAUCCUGAACAACGGUUCACCCACCAUCCUCGGCAAACGCACCUACGAGCAGCACAACGGACUAGACGGUGAGCGAGGGUCCAAAUCCAAAGUGCUGGGUCCCCAGUGGGACAUCAUGUCCAAGCGAAUGUCCGAGCAGGGACGCCCUCCCCCUUCCAUGCAGGACAAUGAAGUACAUGAACUCGACUGACCCUUUCUGUGACCUCACGGACAUCAGGUUUCUGGCGUAUGGAGAGGCGUUUUCCUAAUUCUCAGUGGUGGAAGGAUCUCCGAGAGGAUCUGUGGUCAACAUUGCGCUAUAUUAGAGCCAGUGUUUUUGUUCAGGUGUACGAGCUAGAACGGGCUCUGACCUGACUGUAUAGGACUGCAUUCUAUCUUUAUGAUUAUAUUGCUAAUUCUGUUUAUUAUUAUUAUUAUUAUUAUUAUUACAAGUCUUGUUAUUGUUCUUUUUUUAACCAAAUGUAAUCGUUUUGUUUUUAGUUAAAUGAUAAAAAUAGUUUCUUGAAACAGCUUGUUCAAUUUGCGGGGGGAAACUUGGACUGUCUUAUUGGACUCUUGCAAAUUUGUAUUUCCUGAUCAUGUCAGAAAAAGAAGAGACAGGCAUUUUUUUUUAAACUACCAUUUUCAUUUCUGCUUGUCUUUUUUCAAUGCUCGUAUUAUUCGGUUUCUUCAGUCCGCCCUGCCCUGACGCCACAGGCGAUUAACUUAUUGAUUAAGAUGACUGAAUGUGUUCUUUUUCUACCUUUUUCACAAGUAUUGCAUCUAUGCUUCUAUGGUGUAAUUAAAAAAAAAGUUUCUCUUUUGUGAAUAUGUAAAUGACAACAGUAUGGAGGCAUUAUUGUACAGUGGUGCAUUUUGCGCCUCCAGUGUUUAUCAAGGCUUGUUAUAAGGAAUUUGCCAUGUACAGCAUAUUCUUUUUGUAAGGAACCUCUCUUGGAAGUCAAACGAUACUGCUCCAUGAAUACAGUGCACCUUCUUAAGAAUGAUACCAUAUAUGUGUUGUACAUGUUGUGCAGAUUCUUUUUUUUUUCUUCUUUCUUCCACUCUCGCACAUAUCCUGCCAAGAACAGCAUUCUGAACCAGGCUGCUUGUCACCUGGUGAUAUGUGAUACAUUGAAGUUUACACCACAGUUGGCUCAUUAAACAUUGAUACUUCGAGAGA
Clarias gariepinus (North African catfish) is the source of this 3003-nucleotide messenger RNA. It is a transcript of the gene mta1, whose product is annotated as metastasis associated 1. Gene Ontology annotation, biological process: response to ionizing radiation; double-strand break repair; negative regulation of transcription by RNA polymerase II. Gene Ontology annotation, cellular component: nucleoplasm; NuRD complex. The transcript has 18 exons. Gene Ontology annotation, molecular function: chromatin binding; sequence-specific DNA binding; transcription corepressor activity. The record is from RefSeq and is a predicted model, not a curated record. Bases 160 to 2031 code for a protein of 623 amino acids. NCBI's taxonomy places the organism in Eukaryota, Metazoa, Chordata, Actinopteri, Siluriformes, Clariidae.